AUGAAUUUUCGGCUGCGCGCUCUCUACGUGGCCCGAAAGAGGGAUGGAGCAAAGCUGUGUGGCAUGGAGCUCUCCUGGGCAUGGGGGCGGCAAGGAAGACGUGUGAGUGCCGGGCAAGCCCGGCGGGCUGAGGCGAGGGAGCUGCAGGGCGGCUGCGCGCUCGGUUUGCUGGGGGAGCAGCGUGGCGAGGGAUGCUCCCUGCACCCUCCGACGGCCUGGCUCCCCUCCAGCCAGUCUCCAACUGGUUCUACCUCUCCCACCUCUUCUUAUCUCCUCGGUCUGAAGUGGAUGAGGUUGUGCGUGGUUGGUAAGGUGCACGUAGCAGGGGUCGGCACCACCUGCAACCUUGCCAAGAAGGUCUUGGCACUUGCAGAGCACGGCGUGCACUGCACACAUGCUGCUCUGUUGCAGCAAGCGUGCAGGAAAACUUCCUACUUAAUUGGGAAGCUGAUCCGUGGGUGCCCUGGUAACCGCCCCGGGCCUCGGGAGCCGGAGCAGCGCAGGAUGCCGAGGGCGUCCGCGCGCGGAGGAUUCAGCUUCAUAAAGCCAGCAAGCCCAUUUACCCUAACAGGCUGCGGCAACUGGCUGCGUGUGCAGCGAGCGCGCGGAGCGCUGGGGCAAAGGGUUGAGUCUGUGUCUGUAACGCUGGAUGUGUGUGUAACGCUUGCCUCAGACGGAAGAGGACUUGCUCUGCUUUGGAAUAUGGUGCCGAACCUCCGCGUCCCAGUGUUCACCGUGCCGGCAGUCAUCCUGUGCUGCUUGGCGCUGCCUUCGGCAGGAGCGGACAGCAAGCCAACAUUUAUGAAAGCUCCUGAAGAUCAGAUUGGGAUUUCUGGAGGAGUGGCCUCUUUUGUGUGUCAAGCAACAGGAGAGCCUAAACCUCGUAUCACAUGGAUGAAGAAGGGGAAGAAAGUCAGUUCUCAGCGGUUUGAGGUUAUUGAGUUCGAUGAUGGGUCAGGAUCAGUUCUGCGGAUACAGCCCCUGCGUGUUCAUCGAGACGAAGCUAUCUACGAGUGCACAGCAACCAACAGUGUUGGGGAGAUAAACACGAGUGCCAAGUUAACAGUGUUAGAAGGUUUUAUGUUCUGCGGAAAAACUGUGUAUUAG
This is a messenger RNA of Tinamus guttatus (white-throated tinamou), 1107 nucleotides long. Lineage: Eukaryota; Metazoa; Chordata; Aves; Tinamiformes; Tinamidae. The record is from RefSeq and is a predicted model, not a curated record.